CUGACGUCUCACCUACGUUUGCGUUUGUUACAACUACAACACCUCUGAAAAAAAAAGAUGGACGAUCAAAGUGACAAAUAUCUUCAUCAAGUGUCAAGUGACAGCAAUGAAGAAAUCCAGUCUGACACCAAGGGAAAGUCUAGCAAGAAAAAGAAGAAGCACAAACAUAAGCACAAGCACAAACACGGGUCUGAAAAGGCGAAACAUGGCUCUGAAAAGUCUAAACAUAAACACAAAAGGAAAAAACAUAGGGAUGACACUGCUGACAUGGAAGAUGGUGAAUUCCCUGCAAGAAAAAGACCAAGAGUAAGCGAAUAUGAUGGUGAAGAUGCAGCAGAUGCUUUGGAUGAAUCGGACUUAGAAAGAUUGGAGGCUGCCCGUGCAGCAUUAAGAGCUGAACUGAACGGGGGACAUUUUGAUAAAUAUGAUGCCAAUACUGAAGAACAGGACCAAGCUGGACAAGAACUUAGAAAGUCUGAAAAUUAUGAUGAAGGUGAGGAUGUCUCUUAUCACAAAUCACAGGGGAAAAACAGUCAUAGUAUGGAAGAACUGGACACUUAUCAACAAGAUAUUGGUCUUGCCAUUACCAUUAAAGGUGAUUCAAGAGAUGACAGUAGAUUAGUUUCAGAUAGGCAAAGAAAGAGUAGAAAGUUUGAGGGAGAGAAGCAGAGAGAUGUUAAAGACAAAAUUAAAAACGCUGGUGGAUCCUUCGGUUUGAUAGCUAACUAUGGAUCUAAUGAAAACAGUGGGUCUGAGGAAGAAGGUGAAAUUCAGAAUGAUCUCAAUGAUGACUUGUUGGAAUAUGCAAUGAAUGAAAGUGAAAGUGCAUCAAGGGGAAGGAGGGAACAUUCAAAAAGCAACAAGGAUGGUGCUCUACAAAGUUUUGAAAAAGAAUAUGACGAUAUAAGAAGACGGCGUGAAAAGGACAGGGAACGAAAGAAGGAAAAAAAGGAAAAAUCAAAGAAGUCAGAAAAACGUGAGAAAGACAAAAAGAAAGACAAAGAAAAGCAGAAAGAUGAUUCGAAACGUGUAAAAGAACGGUCAUCUGGAAAAACUGAAAGAUCACGCUCAAAGUCCCGCGCAGAAGAGUCGAGACUUGAGCAAGACCGUGAGCGAAGAAGGGAAGAGGAAAGGCAGCGAGAGAGACAGAGGGAACAGGACAGAGACACUGAACGGAAGCAAGAGCGGGAGAGAGCAGUGGAGCGAGAACGGGAAAGGGAGAGAACUAGAGAUCAGGAACGGGAGAGGGAAAGAAUUAGGGAUCAGGAAAGAGAGCGAGAGAGGGCACUGGAACGGGAGAGGGAUAGGACUAGGGACCAGGAGAGGGACCGAGACCGCACCAGAGAUGGCCGUGACUCGAGAGAUCCCAGAAGAGACAGGAGUAGAGAUAGGCGUUUGAGCCCAAGACGAAGGUCACGUGAGCGUCGCCCUGGGUCACAAGGCAGAGGCCGUGACCCCAGGGGCUCACGACGGGAUAACGAAAAGAACGAGGACAAGUUUAAGGGCAGUCUGUCCGAGGGACUCUUUGUGAAGAAGGGCGACUCGGACGAUGAGUUGGAAGUACAUGAUUUUGAUCCCGAGGAGGAGGAGAAUGAGGAGACAGUGAUAGAGAGACGACGCAAGGAGAGGGAGGCACUCAUGCAGAAAAUGAAAGGGUCUGAACCAGAGAUUGAAGAACCAGUCAGAGCCAUGGAAGUGAAGCCAGAUGUAGACCCAGUGGGAGUUUCCAUGGAAACCAAUUCACAGUAUGGGUUGUUGAUGGAAGAGUUUAACACACCCACACCCACCCCUCCUCCACCUGCCCAUAGUCAUCAGCAACAUAUCGUUCACACAGGGAAGAACGAGGGUCCGGCCAGUCCAGAUAACUCUGCAAGUCAAGAUUCCUCUACAUCAUCAUCCAGCGGGUCAGAAUCUUCAUCCUCUGAUGAUGAAGAGGAAGAAAAGAGGGAAUCACAUAGGAGGAGGAAGGAAGAAAUGGAAAGAAUCAUCAGGGACAGUGUUAAAGGACAGGAGCGUAUUAUGGAUGAACAGUCUCAGGGUUCUAGGCAAAAAUCAGGGAACAGAAAAAUGUCAAAAGAGCCUGAAGCUGACAAAGAUCACAAACGUCAAUAUAGGAAAAAUGAGGACACAGAUGAUUUUGAUAGUGAUGAUGACAAAGACAAGAAAAGUAAGGCUAAAGUUGGUCAAGACAAAAGAAGCAGAAACAAAUCAGACAGCGAAAGCGAUAAGUAUGAUAAAAAAGCGAAAACGAAACAUGCUGGUACGGCUGAUAGUGAUGAUAAUAAGAGAAAAAAAAGAGGAGAUAGCAAAGAACUUGAAAAACAUCAGAAAAAUGCAAAAAAGUAUGAAGAAAAGAAUAAAGAAGGGAAAGAUAGUAAAUCUAAAACCAAAAAAUAUAAGUCAUCUAGUGAAGAUAAUAGUGAAGAGGAUAUGAGGUUGAAGAUAAAAGAGAAGAAGCCUACUGAGAAAGACCAGGAAAAAUAUAUAAAAGAUGAAAGAACAAGUAAAUCUAGAAGAGAUGCGAGAUCUCGAAGUAGGGAUAAAUCAAGAAGAAGUCAAAGGUCAAACAGUAGAGAAAGGUCAAGAAGAGAUGAGAAAUCAAGGCGGGACUAUUCUUAUAGUAAAAGAAGUGAUGAAAGGAGAAAAAAAGACUCAAGGAAUGAUUCUGAAGACGAAAAUAGAAGUAAGAGGAGAAGUAAGAAAUAUAGUGACAGUGAAUCUGAAAGUGAUUCGAGGAGAAAGACUGAUCGAAAAGACUCAACGAAGAAUAAACGAGGUGAAAGUAAUGAAAGGGAAAAGAGUCAAGGUGCCCAAGAGAAAUCUGUUGAUGAAAAGAAUAAGAAUAUUGAGGAAAGCCAGCAGGAUAAAAAUGGGGACAAGGACCUGAGUAUUUAUGACUCUGAUAUGGACAAUACCACUGACUUUGAUGAAGUCAUGAAGCAGAAGAGGAUGUCAUUAGAGGGAUUUCCUCAGGAAGAUAGCAAUGACAAGAAACCGGAUGAGAAGUCUACCAAGGAGGUUGACAUGUUUGCCGAGGAUGCAGACAUGUUUUCAGAGAACUACAAUAGUCCCAACCUGUCUGCUUACAAAACAGGCAAGAAUGAGAAUCCAAACCUGAUGGACAAUUGGGACGAUGCUGAAGGGUACUACAGGGUGCGUAUCGGUGAGAUGCUGGACAAGCGGUACACAGUGUACGGGUACACAGGCCAGGGGGUGUUCAGUAACGUGGUACGGGCCCGGGACCAGGCACGCGGGUCACAGGAGGUCGCCAUUAAGAUCAUCAGGAACAAUGAAAUGAUGCACAAGACGGGUCUGAAGGAGCUGGAGUUCCUGCGGAAACUGAACGACGCUGACCCAGAUGACAAGUUCCACUGCCUGCGGCUGUUCAGACACUUCUUCCACAAGAACCACCUCUGUCUGGUGUUCGAGUCUCUCAGCAUGAACCUUCGAGAGGUAAUGAAGAAGUAUGGCAAGAACAUCGGCCUCCACAUCAAGGCAGUGCGAAGCUACAGCCAGCAGCUGCUGUAUGCACUCAAACUGCUGCAGAAAUGUAGUCUGCUGCAUGCUGACAUCAAACCUGAUAACAUACUGGUGAAUGAGUCAAAGAUGGUCCUCAAGUUGUGUGAUUUUGGCUCUGCCUCCCAUGUGUCUGAGAAUGACAUCACACCCUACCUUGUCAGCAGGUUUUAUAGGGCACCAGAAAUAAUAAUCGGUAUCGGCUACGACCACGCGAUAGACAUGUUCUCGGUUGGCUGCACAGUAUACGAGCUGUACACCGGUAAGAUCCUGUUUGCGGGAACGUCCAAUAAUGAGAUGCUAAAGUUCAUGAUGGACGUGAAGGGCAAGAUUCCCAACAAGGUCAUACGUAAAGGCCUGUUCCGGGACCAGCAUUUUGACAGUAAUAACAACUUUAUGUACCAUGAGGUUGACAAAGUCACCCAUAGGGAGAAGACAACUGUGAUGAGCACCAUUUCCCCCAGCAGGGACCUCCUGGCUGAGCUGAUCGGGUACCAGCGCCUUCCUGAGGAUCAGCUGAGGAAAGUGAAGCAUCUAAAGGACCUUCUUGAGAACAUUCUCAUGCUCGACCCCGCAAAAAGGAUUUCUAUUAAGGCCGCUCUUAGUCAUCCCUUCAUUACUGAGAAGAUUUGAAGAAGAGACAUAACUCUGCCCAAAAACUUUGUUUGUGAGUGGGGUAGGAUAUUUGUGUGCUCUUUAUGUUUUUUUCAUGAUUUUAUUGGAAGUCCUGCAACUAAAGUGUGAAAGUUUUUUAUUGCUUUUGUUUUGUUCAAGAUGGUUAAUGAUUGUUGUGUGAUCUUUGGACAUCACAUUUUGUUGGGAAUUAGGAAGGUAUGUAGUUUUAGCUCACCUGGGCACAAAGUGGUUAUUGUGAGCUAUUGGGGUAGGUGGCCAUGUGGCUUGGUUUGGUUUGUGUUGUUAGCAGUCAAUAAUAAGAUUAUUGUCCGUAGUCUACAAUUAAGUUUCAAAUAAAAGUUUUACAAUAUUAUUGGAAACUACAAGGCUAACAGGUUUAACUUUAUGUGCAACAUCUUCUAUUGGUCCAAGGCUAAGAGAUUUGUAUUUGGAUUUUUUCAUGAUCCAUUAGUCCCCUACAAAGGCUGUUUAAAUCAUGAUCUUUGUAUAAAAAAAACAUGUCAAGGGUCACAUAAUUUAUGUAGGCUUACAUAUUGAAAUAUUAAAAAACUUUAUCAGAAUAAAAAAGUCCAAGGGAUGUAGUAUUUGGCAUGUUACAUCAUAUAGUCCUCCUCUUUGUUUUAGGGGUUUGGGGUGAAAUGUUUUAAAUUAAAUUUAGAAUUAGUAUGUUAGAUAUUUGCAGUCCUUAUAAAAGCUUGUAAAAAUCCCUUGGGAUUGAAACUGGCCAUGCCCAAUAAUACAGGUGAGCGAUAUGGGGCCAUCUUGGCCCUCUUGUUUCCUUUAUUCAGUUUAAGAGUGUCUGUUGGAUUGUAUUUAAAAGUGUUAAAUAAUGUUUACUUUUGAAUUACACAAAACAUUUUUUUAAAGAGACUUUGAUGUAUUACAGCAAACAGGUCCUGACGUGACCAAUGUAGCUCCAAUCACGCAACUGGAUAUCAGAGUUCGCCAAGUUUGGCAAGAUAAGUUCAAACAGAAAAAAAUGUAUAUUGGUGUGCAGUUUGGUUUGCUAUGUGUUUUAAAGGUGCAUGACUGAUGAACUGAUGUUUUACAUAGUCAUGAUGGCAAUCCUGGAUUUUGCAUGAGAUUGAAAGUUAUGAUCCUCAUAGAAACCUGCUUUAAUCCUUAUAUCUCAUGUCUAUUCUGUAUAUUUGAAUGUAUCAAUGACUAAUUUAUUUGAUCAAAGUUUCUUAAGACAUGACAAGAUUAAAAAAUGGUUUCAAAGAUUUCCUGCAUAGAUUCAGCCUUUAUGAAAAUUUGAAUGGUUAAAGCAAUGUAUUUUUUACUUAUUGUUUCAAACUUUUCAUACAAAUUAAAUAAAUCAUAACAUCUCCUUCUAGUAUUAAAUAACACUAAGGUACUUUUUAAUUUAAUUAAAACAUUUUUUGCUCAGCCUUUUUGCAAAUAAUGUGUGGAUCCAAUGAAAACUCUGUUUUAACAAUAUGUUGUCACUGACAUUUUCAAUUAUUCAUGUUUAUAUGUACUCAUAUGAAUGUAUUAGUGUAUAUGUGAUAUGCAAAAGUUUCUUUAUUCAGGACAGAAGAAAUGUUGCGUUGAUGCUGGGUACAGAUCAGUAAUAUUAAGUUUGGGUAAAUGCAUUUCUACUGUGCUUUUAUACAAUUCCAGUGUAUUUGAACAUGUACCUUAAACAUUUCAUAGAAAGACUCGAAGUUUCUAGAGUUCUGCAUAACCAGUCUAAUAAUAUGUCUCUGCAUAUGUAUUUUUUUCGAGUGUCAAUUUUGAUAAGAUGAUCAGUGGUAGAAAUAAUUUAAAAAGCAUAUAAACGAUCAAUUGAAUUAUGUUUACUAAAAGCUAGAAGUUUUUGUUCUCCAUGUAAUAAUGUGAUUUAAUCUUGCUGUUAUACAUUUACUGUGUUUUGAAUAACAGUUGAUGAAUGUCUACCUUUAACCUGGGUCUGUAUAUGGAAAAUAAGUAUCUUUAAUAAACAACUGUGUUUCUUUCUUGUGUUGAAUAAAUGAAUUUUCAAAGUUAACUUUUCUUUUACAAACAACAUCUGCGGGUGAUGGCCGGACUCGACAUUAUGCCGCAGUUGUUACCGUAAAUGGUGUGUAACCUGAUGAAAGACGUGUAACCUAUGGCAGAUGGUCAUCACAACAGAAACGCUUGAAGUCAACCUUGGUUCACGUAAAUGUAAACAAAAAUGUACUGUGAUGGUUGAAUGUAUGCAUUAUGUAACACAUUCAAGUCUUUCCCUAGACAACGUGUUUCAGUAGCAGGCGGCAGAUGAAUCAUUUUGACUGGUGCUUUCUUUGCUAAAAUACUCCAUCUUGUGUUUAAUCUCUUUGGUAUCAACACUGCUUAAUACAGUUUCAUAAAUUACCGGUAAGCAAAAUAUAUUUGGUAAAGUUGUUAGUUUAAAAGAAGCUCAAUAAAGAUACUAAUACUGGGUCAUCACUUUUACACUCGACUUCCAUUUUUUGUAAAUUAUAUGUACAAAUUAUAUGAUAGACUGGUCAACCUCGCCAGCUUUUGUGGUGUUUUUUAGUCUUAAAGGCCCAAUUUUGAAAAUGUUGAGCCCUGAGGGUUGUUUUUAGGGAUAAAUAUGGCACAAUAUUUGUUUGGCUGUCCAACUAUGGUAAUAUGAGUUCCUUUCUUCAAUCAAACUGUAGAUAUAAUAGAGACUUGAUAAAUUUCUGUCUGUUUCAACACGUGUCAGUAGACUUUUGUAAAUACAUUCAGUGUUGAUUAGAAAUAAUGAAAUAUCUGUAGUUAUUGUUUUGACACAGUAUGAAGUGUGUGCAAUAUGUAUAUACAGCUACAGCAAAGAAAACAAUGUCUACAAAACUCAACUCCAGCCCUAGUAUUUCAAGUUCGCCAGUAGUUAAUACAAGAUCUCCAGUAGUAACCCAAAUCGAAUGUUUUAAUAUUUGAGUGUUUUAUUUUCUGUAGGUCCAAAGAACAGUUGCAGACAAGGUUUAUCAAUCUCCAACACAUGUAGAUGAAUCUAAAGUGGUAAUCUUGUUUGACAAAUAUCCCAUUUACUAGUCCAUUCCACUGUUGAAUACUGGGCUUGAUGCAAGUGCGCAAAGUGUCCUCCGAAAUUAGCUUGUGCAUGUGCAGACUGCACAGGCUAAUCAGGGAUGACACUUUCGGCUUUUAUGGUAUUUUUCGUUUAAAGGAAGUCUUUUCUUAGUGAAAAUUCAGUUUUUGUCCCUGAUGAGACUGUGGCAAAUAUGAAUUUUGCUUGGCACUAUUUGCACAUGCAUUAAGCCCAGUUUUCCCAGAAUGUGGCCUCUUAGUGAUUUUUAAUCAAAAUUAAGAAGGAUACUUUUCUUAUAAUGAAGACAAAAUAAUGUACAAGAACACAACCACAAGCAAAUUUCUGCAUAUAUUUUGUCAUAUUAACCUUUAUUUUUGAUGUAUCUGUAAUUAAUAGACCGCAUUUUUCGAACGACAACAAUGUUAAGUCCAAUCGAAGGUCUGUUACUUUUUACCUAUUUUUAUGUUUGUGUUUAAAAUGUAAUUUUGUUUCUAUUUGAAGAAGCAUUAUUGUGAACUAAAAGUAAGCUUUAAAGUUUUAUUUAAGCUGUAAUAAGUCUGGUAUUAUAGACAAUUAAUGCGUUGUGUAAAUUUUUCACCCAUUUUUUCUUGAAAAAAAACGCAUUUAGUAUUACAUAGCUUUAACUUCAUUGGUGGGUGGGGUAAGCUGAAUAAAAAUCUAAAGGAAGGAUUUUUUCAACUUGUCAGCUGUGAACAUGUCUUCUGUGUGCGUUUUGUGUAUAUUUUCAGGACCAGCACCCAUGAGGACAUUUCAAACAGGUGGUAACCACGAGGAAACUUUAAAGGGAGCAUGCAAAUGCUUGGGAAAGACAUAAACAAAAUCCUUUAGAUAAUCUUAAUAACCAGUUGUAUCAUUUUCUUAUGUUAAAAACAGUAUAUUAUGUUUAAAACAUGAAGCGCCAAAAAUUUUUUAUAGUCUUUGGUAGAUCAAGAGUUUUGGAGAAGUGUAAAAAUGUUAGAUAUUCUAUUGUCAGUCUUUAUAAUAAAUUUAAUUGGACUCUGGUAUUUGAAAAUAUUUGUAACGUAUUUGGGCAAAAAAUACCAGUUUUGUGUCAAAUGCUUACAAAAUGUGUUGCUUUUACACGAGUAUGAACUUUCCAGUUUCAAACCGGAUAAUGUUUUUUUUUUAUGUACUGAUUUAUGUGCAAGUAAUGCAGUGUGUAACUAUACAACUAAACAGUAUUGUACUUUAAUGAAUGUUUAUGAGUGUGCGUGUUGUUUUUCAGGUAAGAAAUUGGUGUAUUUUGUUAGCCAUCUCAUUGGACCCUGGCUACCACAUACAAGUAUGGCCAACCGGUUGAUGAUCGGACACAUUGGGAAAUAAAGUGAUUAUGAUGGUGCUGACUAUAUUUACUGUCUUGGGGACUGAAAUGAUACCAGUCUGUUACUAUUCUGUCAUUGUUCACUUAUAUGAGACACUGAGUUUUGUGUGAUACUUGUAGCUAGUGAAGUUUCCUCUAGAAUAAUGAUUGUGUUGCUAUUUUUGGCCCCUACCGGUUUCACCGGAGGGGACUUAUGGUUUGCGCUCUGUCUGUCAGUCUGUCUGUCACACUUUUCUGGAUCCUGCGAUAACUUGAAAAGUUCUUCAUAUUUUUUCACGAAACUUGAAACAUGGAUAGAUGGCAAUAUGGACAUUAUGUGCGUCAUUUCAUUGUGUUCCUACGUCAAAAAUUCUGGUUGCUAUGGCAACAAAUAAUAUAAAAAAUCUGAAAUUCUGUCAAUGGUGGAAAUUUCUGACAAUGGUGGAGCUGGUAGGGGACAUAUAUUGUAUGGCAAUAGUCUUGUUUAGAAAUGUCUUUUUUGGCAAACUUUUCUGUAGAUUGGUACCUGAAUAUCUUUAAUUGUAAACCUGUUUGACAAAAGAUCAUAAUUAUGGUAAUGUAAGACUUUAAAAAUGUCUUUCAUGGAGUAAACAGCAUUGUGCUAUGUAAGUGUUACAACUUCUGUAUUGUCUUAUUAAGAGGUUGUCGUACUGUUUAAUUGUGAUUUUUUUUUAAUAGAUUAAGUUUGAGGAAAUAUGUGAGCAAUACACAUGUAUUCGUUUUGAAGAGACUGUUAAUCAUGAACUGUAAAGCCUCGGCUGUGAUUAGUUUAAACCUAUUUAUUUUAGCUCGAGCGCAUAAAAAGCCUAAGCCUUGCAAUGCUCUCUAGUCAGUUUCUUGGGACUAGAACCAGUACUUGGUGUCUAUGGGGGACAAAGAUAUAAAGAACGCUCCUACAGUGGGGAUGGAGCCUGUGACCUCCCAUUGCAACGUGGACACCAUAUCAACUACCCCAUGUCAGUUGUGGUUGACAUUAUAUUCAAUACAUUUACUUUAUACUUUAUGCAUAUCUAUGAUUUAUGUGAAAACUUAAUAUUUAGAAACAUGUAUAUAAAAGAAAAGUUAUUGUGAGAUUUAACAUUCAUUGUUGCCUUAAAUGUAACGAGAUUAUUUCCAUAAAUUUUCUUUGUAAAUGAGCACAUUUUAUAUUUCAAUUUCUAUUUUUGUAAAUUUACUAUCAAAAUAGUUAUUGCACUUCUGGGGGGAAAACAGGAGUGUUUUUAGUAAAUAAUAACAUUAGAUAGAACUAUUUUGCAGUUGUGUUGUUUUUACCUGCGGAAAAUCGCAGUAAGACAAUUAAAAUUAAGAUAGCUGUAAUGUUACCAAGUGUAUUUCACUUGUAUCUUUUUGUGUUUCUUUUUCCAUGUGAAUGAUAUGUCAAUUUAUGGGCAUUUUUUUCUCCUCAACAAUAUUCUGAAAAAACGAAUCAUAAUUAAGUUAUGUUUUAUAUUCCAUUUGCAUAUGUCAUCUAGAGUUGCGUCCCUGUGACUAGAUGUAAUAAAUGGUUCUAGGGUAACUCGUCCUUGAGUCGAUUUCGCCCUUGAGUCGGACAUUUGUAUCUAUGCAGUUUGUAAAGAUGCGUGUUAUUUGACAUGGCUUGAGACUUUGCAAUUACCACUUUAUCUUUGGCACUCAAAAUAAAUAAAAUUUCUAAAUCAAAUGAUGUAAAAUAUUUUCAUACGAUAAACGUAUGAAUAGUGUAAAUGUAUUAAUAGCUUCUGGUGUCAGUAAAUUAUGAAUUUUAAAUUUUUCGAUCAUCUUAUACCAUCGACAUUCUGGCCUGACGCAUUUCAUGGCAUUCCCCAAUGACUCGAUAUUAAAAACAUAAUAUUUUCCUUUUAUAAUGGAAAGCUUU
Molecule: messenger RNA, 10347 nt
Organism: Dreissena polymorpha
Lineage: Eukaryota; Metazoa; Mollusca; Bivalvia; Myida; Dreissenidae
Product: serine/threonine-protein kinase PRP4 homolog
Exons: 15
Coding region: 58-4149 (1363 amino acids)
Biological process (GO): peptidyl-threonine phosphorylation; mRNA cis splicing, via spliceosome; peptidyl-serine phosphorylation
Molecular function (GO): protein serine/threonine kinase activity; ATP binding
Source: RefSeq, a predicted model, not a curated record